GGAGGAGGAGGAGGAGGAGGAGGAGGAGGAGGUGGAGAGAGGAGUCAGGGAAGCUCCAUGAAACUGUUUUCUGAGUUAUGAGGUUCAGGGCUCUCACACUUCCAGUUUUGUUACUUCAGCUGGACUGCCUGUCAUUAUAUUAGUCCUUCUUGGCUGACCUAGAACUAAACUCUCACGUACAAUGUCUUCUCUUAGAGAAUUGCUGCAGUGUUCCAGAGAGAAUACAAAACCAAAUCGCCCCCACCCAUUCUCUUUCGAUUGCACGUGUAUCAUAUUCCUUUAAAAAAAGAAAAGAAAACUUAAUAAAAAGAGUUUAGGCUUAUCCCAGGAGGCCCUGUGCAGUCUCAGUCUGGCUCAUUUAAUCAGAAAUGUCUAAAAUCUGGCUUGGGGAGAUCGUUUAACUGGUAACGGAUUUGCUAAGAGGACUUGGGUCCAGGUCCUAAGGGCCUUACAGAAAGCUGGACAUGGUGGUACACACCUAUAAUCCCUAAGGAGGAAAAUGGACACCAGAGGAGCCCCUGGGUUUCCUAGCCAGCUUGUCUAGGUGGUUGGUCUGCUGCUCUAGGCGAGAGAGUUUGAGAUCACUGAUGACAAUCUCUGGACUCAAUGUGCACUAACCCUCCCCUCCCCUGCACAUGUGCACAUGGAUGUGAACACCUCCCUUCCCAGCCAGAAGUGACUAAGAAUUAGAGGCUGGUAUUGCUUGGCUACUGGUUUUAUUGUUGUUGUUAUUGUUGAUUUACUGUUUUAACAAGAUACCUUAGUUCUACACUGUUUUUAAACAAUGGGCCUACUUGUCUUUCCAAGGGGCAUCAUUGGUUUUUCUUUAUUUAAUGUGCUUAGUAAAAGACUAUUGGCACUUAGUAAAUAUUUUAUGAGUUAUUAGUCAAGGUGAGGACAGAGAGCAAAUGCUUAUCUUUCUUUUCUUGCAAUUUUAACACAUAAAACUUUCAUGGUCCCAGAAAGUAUUCAAAAAAGGAUUUAAAUCUAAGGCUUCUCAACGUCAAAAUCAGUGACUUUUUUUUUUCCAAAUAACUCUUUAUCCGUGGGCCGCUGUUCUGCGUGUUAUGGGACGGCUUACAGGGUCUCUGCUCCCUACUCUAUCCAGUGACAGUGAGUAUUCCUACCUGGGGCCAUCAAAAAUGUCUCUCGCUAUUGCUAAACGUCUCCUGGGAGCACAAUUGCGUGAGUUAGCAAUCAUCAAUUUAAACCAGUAAGAACAGAUAGGACAGUUGAUCUCUGCCAAAAGGCCGAGGAGUGAUUUGGAGUCCCAGUGAGGGUCUGGCAUUGACAGUGUAGCAGAAGCCAGAGGCCUCAAACCAAACCAGAGAGCCCUUGCAAUGAACAUCCGGCAAGUAAAGAGAAGUGGACAAGAGGAUAUUCGGUGGGACGAGCUGUGACACACUAGAGUUUCCAUAAUAAGAUGCUUUGCUUAUUUUUUAAUUUUUUGUUUGCUAUUUUUGUAGUCUUGGGUUGCAAGGACAGAGGAUGGAUAUCAAGAGGUGGGGAGGUUGGUGGGAUUGGGGUACAUGAUGAAUUCUGGAGUCUCUCCUCACCUCUUCCUGUAGCCAUACGUUUCCCUACAAUGGAUGGGCACGUCAGCUGCCAAGUGGGUUUGUAGAAUCUCCUUCCUUGGAGGUCUUUAAAAAUAGAACAAAAACCCAUCUGUCCACAAUGGUUUGGAUGCGGUCUUGCUGAUUAGAAGGAAUAGACGAGGGUUUUUUUUCUUUUUCUCUUCUGUCAAGGUUCAUUUCUGUCUUGAGUGCUCGUAAGUGAAUGAGUUUGCUUUUUGGUGUAGAGGGAGUCAUGGAGUAAAGUAUCGCUGUAUGAAUUUAUGAGCUAUCACUGCACACAUCCUUCUUAAACACCAUGGCCCUCUACUGCUUUUAAUGCCCCUGAAGCACUCACUGUAUCUGGAGCCACACCAUUGUCUGAGGUAGAUGGGAGUACUCCCAUGUUGGGGUGCAAGAAGUCCUCCCUUACCCAUCUAUUUACUUAUUUUCUCUCUGUGUAUGUGUGCAGCAAGGAGUCCUCCCCUGCCCAUCCACUUACUUAUUUUCUCUCUGUGUAUGUGUGCAGGUUCAGGCAUGAAAAGGCCGGGUGGUGGCUUGAUUAUCUUCUUCAGCUCUGUGAGCUCUGGGGUCAAAGUGAGGGCACCGCACUUGGUGAUAACCUUCACUCAUGGACGCAUCUUGGUGAAUGGCUCAGGGGGUCUUGGAAUACUUGACUCAAGUCUCCCCUUCCUCUUGUGAAGGGAGAAGAAGACUGCAGGAUUCUGGCCUUCUGAUUCAUGACCUUUUUCUCCUGACCCUGUGGCUUCUGUCUCUUACUGUGUCUAGACAUUUGAUUUGUAGCCAUGCAUUUUUUAUAACAAUUUUUGGAACCUCCUUAGGGCGUUUGACCCACUUUAUUUCGGGGUAAGAUAGAGCUUUUAACUAAGUUGUAGUCAGAUUUUAUUCCAGUCUCACUGCCCCCCUCCCCGCGCCAUGUUCAUGUACAUUUUUGUGUAGUCAUGCAUAUUUACAUGUGUUGUGUUUAUAUAUGUUUGUAUGAAUAUUAAAAUGUAAGUUCAUGUAUGUCUAAGCUGUGUGUACCUAUGCUUGCCCAUGCACACAUGUCUGGGUAUAUGCUGGUAUAUGCUUGCAUGUGUACCUGUGUGCUUUGUAUGUAUGCUUUGGUGUGCACAUAUAGGUACAGUCCCAUGUAUUCACAUAUUGGUCAGAGUAUAUCUGGAAGUUGAAUAGCCUUGCCUUGGGGGAAGUAUCAGGUCUCUACAAAAUUGUACCAGUAGUUCAAGGCCUAGUGAUUCCACAGCACGAGCUCUGUGUGACUGAAGCCUGUGCAGGACAGACUCUAAAGCAGGUGGGGUGUGGGGAAGAAAUAUGUCUGUCUCGUUCUUUUCCUGCCUCUGUGGGACGGGUUUCCAAAAGGUAAAGAAGCUGGAAUAGUAUUUAGAGAGUCUCCUGGGACAUGGGAUAAGGUAGACAUGGAAAUGGGGAGCUGAACUGUAGGCAAAUAGAGAAUUAGUGUGUGUGAGUGUGUGUGUGUGUGAGUGUGUGUGUGUAUGAGUGUGUGUAUGUGUGUGUGUGAGUGUGUGUAUGAGUGUGUGUGUGAAUAUAUGAGUGUGUGUGUAUGUGUGUGUGUGUGAGUGUGUGUGUGUGAAUAUAUGAGUGUGUGUAUGUGUGUGUGUGAGUGUGUGUGUGUGAAUAUAUGAGUGUGUGUGUAUGUGUGUGUGAGUGGGUGUAUGAGUGUGUGUGUGUGUGUGAAUAUGAGUGUGUGUGUAUGUGUGUGUGAGUGUAUGUGAGUGUGUAUGUGUGUGUAUGUGUGUGUGAGUGUGUGUGUGUCAAGUUUUUAUCAUUUUCCUAAAUUUAACUUAGACCAGAAAAAAAUUCACUUGGAAAAGAAUUUCUCUGAAUUUUCUUACCAAUUCAAUGAAUUCAGCUUCCUGUAUUACAAAAAGGUAUCCACCUUCUCCGUGAUCAUCUCAGAAUGUUUACAGACAAAGAUAAAAAUGUAGCUUGCUGGCCAUGGCCGCGUGUCUAGAAUCCAAGGACUCAGCAAGAUUGCUAGUUUGGGGAUUAGCCUUGGCUCCACAAGCGAAGCCCCGUCUCAAAUAAGUCUUCCCACCCCUUAGAUUAGGAACCAUUGCUAAGAAGAUGGCAUUCCUUUGGCACACAACAGUGAACAGGAUAUUCAGGUAAUUUUUCAAAGGGAAUAUGAAAUAUUUUGAAAAAUCCCCUCCAGGGCUGCAGACGCUGAGCGCAGGACCCUGGAUGCUGGGAAGCACUGUUUCCGUGUGCCCAUGCUGCUUGCCUUGGUUAGUUUUAAAUGUGGCCUCAUUGUUAUUUUACUUGUGGGUGUUAUGUAUACUGUUCAGUCUGUAAAGUGUUUACACGAUUUCCAGAACCGAAACUCUACCAUCUUUUGCCUUUAUUUUUUUGUUCCUGGUCUGCUCCCUUCUUGGAAAUAUUUCUUUUUUAUUGGCUUUGGGUCGUCUUCUGUUUCCAACGUUUGAUGUGUGGGACUGUGUGUUUCUGUAGUGUGUGUCAUCCUUGUGCUGUGUGGCUGGAGGAGGACGCUGCCUACUGCAGUUGCCUCCCCCACUUCCCUGCAGAUCCUAGAGAGAACUCCCCAGGCAUGUGGCCGUCUGCCUUGCACCUCUGACAGCUCCAGUAUGUGGCUGGGCUGCAGUUUUUCCAACCAGUCCCUUGCUGAUGGGCAUUUGGGCCAUUUCCAGUCCUUUGCUAUUACUCGUGUUGCAAUGAGUAAUAGUGUGCAUUUAUCACUCCAUGUUUUUACCAGUGUGAUACCCUGGGGGGUUGAUUUUUAUGAGAGAGACUGAUGGGUUAAAAAGUAAAUGCAUAUGCAAUUUUGGUAGAUAGUGCCAGACUCCCCCCCUCCUCUGGGGUGAGCCAUUUGUACUCCCAACAGUAAUGUAUGACAGGGCCUGUUCCUCUGCAGUCUCACCAACAUAGUUUUGGAAUGUCUGCCGUUUUAAAAGGUGCAAAAUGGGACCUGAUGCUUCAGUUCUCAUUGUUCUCAUGAUUGAAAAGGUCGAAUCGCCUCGUGUGUGUGUGUGUGUGUGUGUGUGUGUGUGUGUGUGUGUGUAAAAUAUGUUCCCACAGACUCUUCAGGUUUUUUCAACAUCAAGAUGAUGUUAGGUUUUUCCCCUCUGGCUUUGAGCUGCAGAUAUUUUCUCACUCCCAAGCUAUAAAGGACCACCCCACCCCACCCCAUACACACACCAUGUUGUCUUCUUUUCCUUGAAUACAAUUUUCCAGAAUUAUAGGUUAGGGAAUCUGGCUGCCCCUCCUCAGCCUUCAGUGGGCUCACUCGGGCCUGUGUCUGGCUGCCCAUCUAUUCUAUCUGUGGAUGCUUCAAUGUCACACAGUUCUGAUAACAGGGAUGCUGCAUGUGACAAAGGCUUCUUGAACAAAAGGAGCACCGACCCGAUCCCAGCGCUUACAGAAGUGUCAGUUUAAAUAGACAUAGACAUUGUAUGAAAAGGCCAUCUUUAGCCCAUUUUACGGGGAGAAAGGGGACUCAGCGAGGUUGUACACACUGAUCUGAGAUCACCCAGCUAGUUAGCAGUGGAGCCAGAACCCACGUUCUUACUUGGGUUGGCUGAUUUCUAAAGAUGCCAUGAUUUUCUCAGAAAACAACAGCAACCAGGCUCCCAGCAAGGGCCAGACUGUAUCAUUCCUCUUGCUAAGAAAUAUUUUGUUAGUUUUGACUGCUUAGGAUAAUAUACAAUUUAACUUAUUUUAAAUGAUAACAAAAUGUGACUUUUAGAACUAAGUCUUGAAACUUUUGAAUGGGGCCAUAGAGGAAAGCCAGAGUCCUGUGAUUUAUCCAAGAAAUAUAUUGCUUUUGUUUCUUAUCUCCAGAAUUUCCCCUUUUCUUUGCUCGCCUCUUGCCUUCUCUCCCCUGUCUCCUUUCCUACCUGCUCCCCUUUUGAAAUAGAUCUGGUAACCCAGACUGGCCUUGAACUCUCAAUUUUCCUACCUCAGCCAGGACAGUUCUUGAAUGCUUGGGUUAUUGGAAUGGCAACACAAGAGCUCUGGAUUUUUUCCAUGGAUGAUCUGUUGCUUUGUUAUGAUCGUGUUAAAUGGGAACAAUAAUAUUUCUUAAGCGUGUACUUAGCACUGCUUUGAGCACAUGUCAAGUAUAUUAUUUUAAUGCUACCAAGCCCAUCUGUAGAUUGUGUCUGUGUAGCAAUGCUCUCAGAGAAGAAUGCUUGACUUUGAGAAGUUCAAUAACUCACCCAACCCUACAGAGUGAAUAGAUGAUGGUGUUCAAAUUCUAACUCCUGUGUUCACACCAGCAUCGGUUUUGACCACAGUGCUGUGUCCUGCGUAUAUUACUUUGGAUCCUGUUACCAUAUCAGUAUUUUUUUUAAAUAUUUUUGUUUGUUUGUUUGUUUGUUUUUUCUUUUUUCUUUUUUUCGGAGCUGGGGACCGAACCCAGGGCCUUGUGCUUGCUAGGCAAGCGCUCUACUGCUGAGCUAAAUCCCCAACCCCUAAUAUUAUUUAUUUUUAAUGAGUACAUUGUAGCUGUCUUCAGACACACCAGAAGGGGGCAUCAGAUCCCAUUACAGAUGGUUGUGAGACACUGAGUUGUUGCUGGGAAUUGAACUCAGGAUCUCUGGAAGAGCGCAGUCAGAGCUCGUAACCACUGAGCCAUCUCUCCAGCCCAUCAUGCCAGUAUUUUAAUAGACUUUUCCAAUCUUACUUCUUUAUCAUGUUAAAUUUGACUCACAAUGUUGCCUUUCUUUUUAGCAUACUUAUUUCAUUGGAUUUUAUGAAGCUGUGUGCAUCAGCCCUCAGAUAUUAAGGAAAAGAAAUUAGAUAGUUUGGGGGAAGCUAGUGUAAGAGAGAGAAACAGAUAUAAAUUUUAUAUCAAAUUUGCAUGCUUCCUCCAUUUCCCAUCAAGUGUUUCUCAGCUCCACCCUGUCCUAGAUUCCAUAUUACCAUGGAGAUGACUGAUAUGUAGUAGCAAGCGGCAGAUGCGUGACAUCAGCAGGCAUGUGAGGAAGUUGUUCCUAUGGAGAAACAGUGCAGAGUACUCUGAGGAAAGAAAUCAAUUGAAUGUGGCAGCUGGUAUGAAAUUCCACUAUUUUAGAGCCCAGUGAAGAACCAUUAAGGACUCACAGCAAGAGAAGAGACACCGCUCAAGUCUCAUGCAGGCCAUUCUCUAUGGAAACGGACAUCACCCACAACAACACAAGCAUUCUCAUCUGAAGUGGCAGCCGAGAGGUUCAUCUUGGACAGCGUUGGCAGGAUUGUUUCCCUAUAUACUUCUGAAGGGUAACGAUGAAGGUGCCUGUAUCCGGGGAUGUGAAAGAGGAAACCGAAGAGGAAAAUGUGGAGGAGGAAGAAAAGCCAGAAGACGAGGUGUUUCUGAAACCUGUCGUUGAAGACCUAAGCAUGGAGCUGGCCAGAAAGUGCACCGAGCUCAUUAGUGACAUCCAUUAUAAAGAAGACUAUAGAAAGUCUAAGGACAAGUGUACGUCUGUGACUGAUACCCCUACGCUAAACCAUGUGAAAAAUAUUAGUGCUUUUAUUUCUGAGACAAAAUACAAAGGUACCAUUAAAGCUGAUCUUUCUAACUGUCUGUAUAAGGACAUGCCUGCUACCAUUGACAGUGUCUUUGCAAGAGAAGUGUCCCAGCUUCAGAGUGAGGUUGCCUAUAAGCAGAAGCAUGAGGCGGAGAAAGGCCUCUCCGAUUAUGCCCACAUGAAGGAACCACCGGAGGUCAGACACGCCAUGGAGGUCAACAGGCACCAGAGUAACAUUUCUUACAGAAAAGAUGUGCAAGGCACCCACACGUAUACAGCGGAGAUGGACAGACCGGAUAUCAAGAAGGCAACUCAGAUCUCCAAGAUCAUAAGCAAUGCAGAAUACAAGAAAGGACAAGGCAUCGUGAAUAAAGAACCUUCUGUAAUUGGGAGACCAGAUUUUGAACAUGCCGUGGAAGCUUCUAAACUUUCUAGUCAGGUUAAAUAUAAAGAAAAGUUUGAUAAUGAAAUGAAGGGAAAAGGCCACCAUUACAACCCUCUGGGAAGUGCGUCUUUCAGACAACACCAGCUCGCUACUGUCCUGGCAAGCGAUGUGAAGUACAAGAAAGAUGUUCAAACCAUGCACGAGCCAGUUUCAGAUCUCCCAAACUUGUUGUUCUUAGACCAUGCUCUGAAAGCCAGCAGAAUGCUCAGUGGAUGGGAAUAUAAAAAGAAUUUUGAAGAAAACAAAGGAUCGUAUCACUUUGAUGCAGAGGCCCCUGAACACCUACACCAUAGAGGAAAUGCCACCCUCCAGAGUCAGGUAAAAUACAGAGAAGAAUAUGAGAAGAAUAAGGGGAAGACCAUGCUUGACUUUGUUGAGACACCAUCAUAUCAGUCUUCAAAGGAGGCUCAGAAGAUGCAGAGCGAGAAAGUUUACAAAGAAGAUUUUGAGAAGGAGAUUAAAGGAAGAUCCUCACUGGAUUUAGACAAGACUCCUGCAUUUCUACACGUGAAGCACAUCAGCAACCUGAUGAGGGAGAAAGAAUAUAAAAAAGAUUUGGAAAAUGAAAUAAAAGGGAAAGGAAUGGAACUUAGUUCAGAAGUUCUUGAUAUUCAGAGAGCAAAGCGAGCAUCCGAAAUGGCCAGCGAGAAAGAAUACAAAAAGGACCUGGAGUUGGAAAUUAAAGGGAAGGGGAUGCAAAUUGACGCUGAUACCCUUGAAAUACAGCGAGUCAAAAGAGCUGCCAAGAUAGCCAGUGAGAAAGACUAUAAAAGAGAUCUGGAGACAGAAAUUAAAGGGAAAGGAAUGCAGGUCAGCACAGACACGCUGGAUGUUCAGAGAGCUAAGAGGGCAUCUGAGAUGGCCAGCCAGAAGCAAUAUAGGAAAGACUUGGAGAAUGAAAUUAAGGGGAAAGGAAUGCAAGUAAACGUGGAUAUCCCGGACAUGCUUCGAGCCAAGAGGGCGUCUGAAAUCUACAGCCAGAAAAAGUAUAAAGAUGAAGCUGAGAAGAUGCUCUCCAACUAUUCCACUGUGGCAGUCACUCCCGAGAUUCAGAGAAUCAAGACGACACAGCAAAACAUUAGCAAUGUAUCUUAUAAGGAGGAAGUAAGAGCUGGCACAGCCGUAAGGAAUACUCCAGAGAUUGAACGAGUGAAGAAAAACCAGCACAAUAUUAGUUCAGUAAAGAGAAAGGAAGGAAUUAAGCAUGCAACAGCCAUUUCUGAUCCUCUUGAGCUAAAGAGAGUUACAGAAAAACCAGAAGGACUGAUGAAUAGGAGAUAUAAAGAGCCAACCUAUAAGGCCACUCCGGUAACCAUGACCCCAGAGAUAGAGAGAGUGCGGAGGAACCAGGAACAGCUGAGUGCGGUCAAACACAAAGGAGAGCUAAAACAAGCAACUUCCAUUUUGGAUCUGCCAGGGCUGAAGAGAGUGAGAGAAAACCAGAAAACUAUCAGCAAUGUUUAUUAUAAAGGCCAAUUGGGAAGGGCUACAGCUUUGAGCGUAACGCCCGAAAUGGAAAGAGUAAAGAAGAAUCAAGAAAAUAUCAGCUCGGUGAAAUACACUCAGGACCAUAAACAAAUGAAAGGUAGACCAUGUGUGAUCUUAGAUACACCUGCUUUGAGACAUGUAAAAGAAGCACAAAAUCAUGUUUCCAUGGUCAAAUAUCAUGAAGAUUUUGAGAAGACGAAGGGAAGAGGCUUCACUCCUGUUGUGGACGAUCCUGUGACGGAGCGGGUGAGGAAGAACACCCAGGUUGUGAGCGAUGCUGCCUAUAAAGGGGUACAGCCUCAUGUUGUGGAGAUGGAUAGAAGACCUGGGAUCAUUGUUGACCUUAAAGUGUGGCGUACAGAUCCCGGAUCCAUCUUCGACAUUGACCCCCUGGAGGACAAUAUUCAGUCUCGAAGUCUCCAUAUGCUCUCUGAAAAGGCAAGUCAGUACCAGAGCCGCCUGUCUCGCUCACACUCUGGCAGCACUUUUGGUACGGGUCUGGGAGAUGACAAGUCAGAGAUCUCCGAGCUCUACCCUAGCUUUUCCUGUUGCAGUGAGGUAACAAGACCAUCUGAUGAAGGAGCACCCGUCCUUCCUGGAGCUUACCAGCAGAGCCACUCCCAAGGCUACGGGUACAUGCACCAGACCAGCGUGUCGUCCGUGAGGUCAAUGCAGCAUUCAGCAAAUCUAAGGACCUACCGAGCCAUGUACGAUUACAGUGCCCAGGACGAAGAUGAGGUCUCCUUCCGAGAUGGUGACUACAUCGUCAACGUGCAGCCCAUUGAUGACGGCUGGAUGUAUGGCACCGUGCAGAGAACCGGGAGAACGGGCAUGCUCCCAGCGAAUUACAUUGAGUUUGUGAAUUAAUUCUUUCUCCUUGCCCUUUGAGCUUUAUUCUGAUGUAUUCCAAACUCAACCUUUUUAAAGAGAUAGAUGACACUUUUCAAAUAACUUGGCAAUUAUUUUACAACAAUGUAUCCUUACUUUGACAAUUAGACACACAGGUACCAGGAGAAAGGAAUUGACUUUCAGGCUGGAAAUGGCAGCAGCCAUAGUAAUUCCUGUAAACAAAACCAUUAGGUCUGGAGACCUGGUGCUGCUAAUUGUGUUUGUGAUUUCAUUUGAUUGGCUACUCAACCCUUCUGGGAAAUGUAUUUUUGUAGACUUUAAUAGAGAUGUCGAUUGUCCCUUAAAUGUAACAAAUGUAUGAAACUUCUUAGCUGUCACUUGGAACCAUCCACAAGCUAAUUCUCAUAGUCCAGCAACACAGCCAAUAAUUCAAAAACUGUUCAGCCUUUAAAUCAUUGGGUAAUUUUUAAUUCAAGCAAAAGUCGCCUAAUAUAAUAAAUGGAAACAGUGGUAGAACGAGUCUGGUUAAAAUCACAUUGACUGUAGCCUUAGGGAGCCGGCAGGGAGCUUACCCUUUCCCUAGGCUGAGCAGGAACUAGUUAGUUCUCACGUGUUCCAUGGUGUAGCCUGUCUCCAAUUGCCUUCUGUGGAGCAGAGCAUCUGCUCAGGUCCCCAGAAUGUCAGGACCAGGUGACUUCCCAGCUUCUCUGCAAAGGGCAAAGUCCAGUGUCAUCUGUAGCAUUUCCCCAGUAGCCUCUAUCCUGUUGCAUGUCUCGUGGGCUUGAGCUUCUGUAACAUGGCGGCUCCUUGCCCAUCCUUGUUAUGAAAGUCAACUGUAUGGCCGGUCUCUCCCUGCCCCUCUUUCUAGUUGCCCGCUCAUUGGAAAACAUUUUGAAAAGUUGCUUGAGGCUUUCUUGCUGUAUUACACUCUAGUUUCGAAAGACUCAUGCCUUAGGAACUACAUAUAUACUCUAGUCAAUAGGAGUUUUGUGUAUUUACUGGAUAGCUUUCACUCACUUAAUGCCACCGUUGAUUUAAAAGUGGAGUGAAUUGAACAGCAUCCUAUGUAAGAGAACAUGCUCUAUAAAGUGGCUGAAAACUGAAACAAAACAGCGGAAGUUUGCUCCACAAUUAGACAAUCUGGUCUUAUAAUGUGUCAAUAAGUCUUCAGAUGCUGGGGCGGAAAUCUAGCCACCAUAUGUGUUCUUAAACAUAUGUUCCCUUUCCCCACCCCUGUUUUUGUUUUCUAAGUCACCUUCAGGAUUAGAUAAAAAAGUCAUCAGUGAUUUUUUUGGGGUGGUGGGGUGGGGUGGGGAAGGGGAUCCAACAAAUCGUCCACUAAGAAAUGAAUCAGUGUCUUGUUUUGAGUGAGUGUGCAGGACUCAAGAUGUGUCUUAAACUUGUCUGGAAUCUGCAGUUGAGGUCACCUGGAUGUUGACACUUAUCACAACUCUGUUUUUCUCAUGGUGCCUCUUACUUGCAGCUGGGUGGCAUUCAUGUGGGCUCUGAAACUGAAGGGAGCCAAGUCACAAAAAUGUAAGAGGACACUGGACUGUGAGAAUAUUUACUUCACACAGUAUGUUCAAGGCAAUAAACAAGGCAGCCACAACGAAAAAGCAUUUGAAUGAAAUGUUUACGAGGCCGAACCCUAACGAUGACUCAUGGACACCUUUGGAAAGGGAGCCCAUGCUUUUGGAAACCGUUAGUUUCAUUUCAUCAGAUUUGCAGUUUUAUUACACUGAGCUGCAUCUCUGUGACACUGACAGAAAAUUGAAAAGGAAAAUUCUGCAAAUUACUGGAGAUUUUUCUGUUGAGUUUUUUUUUUAUAGACUCAUAAAUAGCUCACCCAAUUUCAUGUGAUUUAAGUAGUCAGUCAUGAUUAACCUUCCUAACUGCUUUUGUGUCUUGAACACAUACCUACAAAGAUAAACUUCACUUGCAAUAAUUUGCAAAAAUCUAUACACUAAAAACAAGGGUGAUAAGCUGGCCCAAUUAUGUUAUGCGUCUUUUAUGCUUCCCCAGGCAGACCAUGAAUAUGUGUGUGUGUUUGUGUCUAUUUCUUUUUUUUUUAAGUAGUUGCUAUUUAAAAUGUCAAGAUAAAUGCAAGGCAGGUAUGAUUUUGAUAAUAGCAUGUGAACGGGAGGCUCAACAGAAGCUGGCUUUGAAAUGAUGCUUAACAUUUGCUAGUCCCCACAAGGUAGCUCCUCGACGGUUGACAGCUAAUAGAAGAAUUUAAAAAUGAGCCCUUUAGAAAUUGGAGUCAAAGAAGAAUAAAUGCCAAGCACAGAGAGCACACACGUCUUCCUAGCUGAUGGAAUCCAAGCUUGUCAGAAGCACAAGAAACUGCUUGGUACACUUCUCAAAGGCUCUGAAAACAAAUGUAUUUGGUUCAUAUUUCUCUUGAGAAAAGUUUAGCAACCCGACAACGCUUUUGCUCUAAGCUUUUGUAGUAGAUUUAAGGGGAAAAAAAACAUUUCUUGUUCUCUAGAAAGUUUUCUCUUUCUGACCUGUGACAAAAUGAAGACUUUAUGUCAUAGGCAGCACGGUCCAGUUUGAUCUGGUUUUCAUUCUCCAUGGAGGUUCCGCAUUUUCUCAUGUCUCUCAACCCCCACACAGCACCCAGGAAUGUCUAAGCACAAUUUCCACAAGCAUCUUGUAAGGGGAGGGCUGAGAUUAGUCCAGGUUCUCUCUUGCCCCUAGGCCCUUUGCUCGAAGGUGAUGAAGGUGGUUUUGGUCACAGAUCCUCUCUGCUGGGGUUCUGUAACACUCUAGGAAUUAGGGGAAAACCUUUUCCAUAAUUGAGAGCAAGUGACACACCCACUUUUCAGGUUCAUCCACCUCCCAGUGGAAUGAUUUCAGUCAAAUGAGAAAGAAAAUAUGUUUGAUCUUUAAUAAUACAGCUCAUAUAAUACAGUAGAUAUAGUUUAUACUGAAGUUACAAUAUAGAUAGAUACAAGAUAGGUGCCUUUUUGAUUAUGCUUGUUUAUCAUUAUGGUCUUGGAAAGGAAACCAAGCAAGCAAACUUCUGCAUAUUCUAUAACAAUAUUUUAUGAUACAUGAUUGAUAUUUUUUAUGGUGAGAAUUGGGAUGCCCUUGACAGAAAGAUAUUACAGGUGGUAGCUGGUUGUAUUUUCCUUCUAAAGGUUUAUAAUAUUAGAAAAAUGCUGACUUACUCAAUUUUUUGAAAAGGUUUUUUUUUGUGGAUUUAUAUAUAGUCGAGAUAUAUAGCAUUAAGUUUAGGUUUGGGGUUUAAAAUACUUACAGUGAGCUAGAUUAGUUAUAUUAUGAGGCUGAAUUCCCUGCAUAAGAUAAACUGUAUGACUUGAUUAUAUUUUAACUCUUUGCUUCUGAUAAUCUGUCCGUGGAUGUGUUGCACUGAUAAUCCGAGUUAUCAUUGCAUUGUUUGGGGGUGGUUCAACAUGAUGAUAGAGCUUCAGUUAAGUAGGAAGCUAUGUAGAUGAAUUUAAAGAUGCUAAAAGUGAAAGUCUCUCUUAAGUAUUCCAUGACCCUUAGGACCUUUUGACAGGCGAGUAGCUGUCAAUAACUGAUGACCAAAGAAGUCAAGACGUUGUGUGAAACUUCUGUGGUCAUUGUUCCUGGAUGUAUAAGACCACUACAGUGGUCAUUCCUGGAAGGUUCUCUGGGCAAAUGUCCCUCCCAAUCUUCUGUAUAUCUACCAGAGCUCCAGAGCUCCCCAUGCUUCUUGUGUCUGGUGUAUUGUAUCCUGGUUGCAUAGCACACACCCACUGUUGUCAUUAUUGAUUGUUAAAGAUGAUUUCCUUUAAAAGAAAGAGAGAAAACUGCACCGCAGCAUUCUUCCUCCGUGUCCGUACAAUGAAUUGCCAAGCAUUUUGGAAGUAGCACCAAGUGUGGAACAGGCAUGAUAUUUGUGGAACUGUUGGCUUUUGACCUGUGAUAAAAACACAAAUUCGAACGAUGCAGUUUGGCUUCUGUUUGCUUUGAAAGUAUGCACAGUUGUGGCUUGUGAUUUAGUUGUAGAACUGUACUGACUUUGAGAACAUAAUGAUCUUGAAAGAAGUAUUAAAUGAUUUUUCUCCCCAAUGGAAGGGAAUCACAGAAUGAUAUACGGUUACUAGUAUAAUUUGGCUUUUGUUAUGCAAGUUGUUAACACCAGCUAUUAAAAUAUAUUUUAGUAGAAAUGCUUUAACUCAUGUCUUUUUCCUCUACACUGUGAAUCUUAAGCCUUGGUGGACCAGAGACACAUUGUGAUGUCCAAAGGACUAACCUAUGCAAAUGAGUUCACAUCUUAUAUUGAUGUCACAGUAAAGGUGUGGUGAGGCGUUAUUUCUCCUCCUAAGGUACAACAGUAUUGAAAUAACGAAGGAAGCCCGGCCUCCCAUGCACUGACUGCAGUCUCCCACAAUCCCUUCAAGGUUACCGAAAUCAUUAGCACUUAUGUAAAUCAGAGUGGUAUCAAUUGAAGCUACUUGAAUGAUUCCGGGCAGAAAAUGACAGGCAUCUUGACUGGCUUUCAUAAAACUAUGUUCUCACAUAUUCUCUGUUCAGGGUGUUGGCAUUCUGUGUCUUCUAUCUGUAUUUGUAAAGCCUUAUGAUGAAUUGAUUUCCUAUCAACACACUCGGUUUGCUUAAAUAAAUUCAGGAUGUAACACAA
Molecule: messenger RNA, 14472 nt
Organism: Rattus norvegicus (Norway rat)
Lineage: Eukaryota; Metazoa; Chordata; Mammalia; Rodentia; Muridae
Source: RefSeq, a predicted model, not a curated record